GUCGUGCAGACGAAGUGUUAAAACGGUGAAACCGUGAAACCGAACAAAAUCCAAAAACAAAAUGGAAUAUUUUCAACAUCGAUUUAUCAGUUUCUCUCUCCUUCGUCAAGCGUCAGAGUCAAUCGUGCUGAGGAAACUACAGUACAACUUUUUGUGCUGAAUUGUGAUUUGUGAGUGUUGAAAUUCUAUGCAUGUUCAAUUUUUGUACUUUUUAAAGUUGAAUAGGUUGGAAUUUUGAACUUGUAACAGUGGGAUUUUUCUGGGUUUUGAAUGAUUAUGGAUUUGAAUGAAGUACCCACUCUAGUAAGUGAUCAAAAAAGUAAUGGGGUGAAAAUUGAGGAGAAAAAUGUGGAAAAUUUUGAUGGUGUAGUUGAUAAGGAGUCAGAAGAAUCUAGAAUUAAGUCUAUUGAACAAGAACAAAGAUUUAGGGAGGUAGAAGAGAAGCAAUUAGCACUCGAAUUAGAAAUUCGAAAUAAAGUUAUGAACUUGGAAGAAAUUAAGGUUAAAAUUAGGGUUUUGGAAGGUGAAAAAUUGAGAAUUGAAGAAGAAAUCAAGGGUUUGAAGGUGAGGAAGGCUGGUCUUGUUGGAGCAAAUGUGGGUGGUGAGUUUUUGUCGGAUGAGAGGGUGAUGGAGGAUGAGGAUGUGUCUAGGGUUAGUCAAUUGAUGGUUGAGAAUAAAGUGUUGGCAUGUGAGAAGAACUUUGCUCUUAAGGAAGUCGAGGUGUGUAAGAGGAAAUGUGAGGACUUGGAGUUGCGCAUGCUUGAAUUGGAGGGAAGAUUGAAGUCUCAUGGUAAAGCUGAUAUCUCUAUUGGAAUUAAUGGAGCUAAUCCUGUGGUUGAUGAUGAUGUAUGUGCUUCAAGUCCUUCAAGAGAUCUCGGUUCUCCAUCUCGUUUACUAGGUGCAAUAGAGGAAGUAACACCAAUUGAAGGAUCACUGGACAAGAAGUAUGUACGUACUAAUAGUACUUCAACUAAGCAAAUGCAUGUGAAAAGGCGACUUGCAUUUUAUAAUGAGAAAAGUUGUGUUGAGAAGAUUGCUCCUUCAACUCCAGCUACUGUUAUUGAUAUAAUUGACUGUGACAAUGAUGAUGAUGUCCUUGCUAGACUCAAGCCUAAUUCACAAAGUGAGGGACUUCUGGGUUUGAUGUCGAAAAAUGGUGUUCAGGAAACAGAUGGUAUUAUGACCCCAAACACUAAGAGAAAGCGAGAUCUUAUGGUGGUUACAAGUGAUGAUGAGUGUGACAAUUACAAAUGUACACCCAACAAACGAUCACUUAAAAUAGAGAACAGCGACAGCGAGGGUGAAGAUAAGGAUGACGGCAUUAAAUUAACAAAGCAAAGUGAAAGUGAUAAUGACGAUGAUGAUAAUAUUCCAAUUAGUCAACUCAAGAGAAAUCGUGCUCAAGGCAGUCAACCUGCUCUGAGUGCUCUCCCCUUGGAUCCAACUCGUCCAAAGAGACGUCUGGUCAAGUAUGGACAAGGUGAACUGAGAGAUAAAACUCAGAAUACUGAAAAUCACCCUGAUACCUUAAUAUCUGAAAAUGUUGCAGAUCAUGAGUCAUCAGAAGAUGAGUCAGAAGGUAGUGAUCACUUAAGUAGUUUCAUAGUCGAUGACUCUGAUGAUGAGGAUGUAGAAGAUGAUAUAUCGAAAGAAGAUACUGGAGCUAAUUUUGAUGAUGUUGAAGAUGAUGUAUCGGAAGAGGGUGGAGAUGAUUCUGAUGAUGAUGGAGAUUCAUCAGAUAGUAAUCUUAAUUAUGAUGAGAUAAUCUCUAAACUUAGGGGCCGAAGAAAACCCAACUCAAAAUGGAUUUCAGAAGCUGAUAUGCUCUCUGACUUUGGUAAGAAUCCCGAGUUGUGCAUGAAAGCUGUAUGUGCUAUUUAUCGACAGCAAACCAAUGAAGAGAAGGCUUGUAAGGCAAGCAUCGUCAGUAAUGGAAGAGGCUUUAGCAAAUUCGAUGCAACGAGGGGAACAUACUUGGGGGAAUUUCUGACUGACGGAGUACCAAAUGGCGACCUGGUAAAAUCUGUGGAGGAAUUGCAAAAGUAUCAUCCAAGCGGAGUUGAAGAAUGUCGCUCAUUGGCGGACCGUUAUUCUAAGCAACUGUUUAAUAUAUAUGAGAACGGAGAGGAUCCUUACUUCCCAUGAUCUCUCUUUAAACAAUUAGCAUGUCUUACUAGUUUCCACUCUCUGGUGCUUCAGCUGAUGAACCAUCUUUGAUUUGAGAUCAUAGUUUUUAACUUUUGGUCUUUGCAUUCUAACCUAGUAGGAUUAAACUUAGCUUUUGGGUAACCCCGUGUAAGUCAAAACGUAGGAGAUUGCUGUGUAUAUUAGGUUAACUAAUAUCUCUUGUAAGUUAACAUCUAUUACUAUGAAAUGGCUCUGCACUUGCCUAUGGUA
This is a messenger RNA of Chenopodium quinoa (quinoa), 2397 nucleotides long. RefSeq names its product nucleolar protein dnt1-like. Bases 271 to 2145 code for a protein of 624 amino acids. The transcript has 4 exons. NCBI's taxonomy places the organism in Eukaryota, Viridiplantae, Streptophyta, Magnoliopsida, Caryophyllales, Amaranthaceae. The record is from RefSeq and is a predicted model, not a curated record.